Xyrauchen texanus (razorback sucker) is the source of this 2382-nucleotide messenger RNA. Its product is annotated as sarcospan-like. NCBI's taxonomy places the organism in Eukaryota, Metazoa, Chordata, Actinopteri, Cypriniformes, Catostomidae. The record is from RefSeq and is a predicted model, not a curated record. Gene Ontology annotation, cellular component: dystrophin-associated glycoprotein complex; sarcolemma. Bases 290 to 991 code for a protein of 233 amino acids. The transcript has 3 exons.
UCACACUGCUUGUGGAAUCUGCUCCAAAUGUUUUCCAUAUUAGUUCAGAGCCUUGUAUGUUUUCGAACAGCAGCACUCGAGCAAGGUUCACACAGAGCGAGGGCUCCAGUGAGGAGGGAGGGAAGGGCAGGGCAGGGCAGGGGGUGGCAGAGAACAGUCAGGCUAAGGAGUGCAAAAGAGGCUCCAAGCAAGUAAGAAAAGAAAGAACAAAAAGACAGAGGGAGGGAGCGAGAACUUCCAGUUUGCCUCAAAGGAAGAUUAAGAACCUCAGCCCAAGUGACGAGGAAUUAUGGGGUCCGGGAAGAGUCCAGUGGGGUCCUCUGGAGGAGGCAAUGCACCCCUUGGCAAUGGGAAGAAGGGAAAAGCAGAAACCGGAGGCCCAGCUGUGGAGGAAGCCCAAAUGUGUUGUGGUUGCCGUUUUCCUUUGCUGGUCGCUCUUCUACAGCUUCUGCUGGGUAUCGCAAUAGCAGGCGUGGCCUUCCUCAUGAUGGCCAUUAGCCCCUCUCUGCUAGCAAGGGAGACACCCCACUGGGCCGGCAUAAUUAUGUGCGUGGUGUCUCUGGUGGGAUUAAUUCUCUUCUGCAUUACCAGAGUACAUGAUGAGAGAGCAUCAGCACAAUUUAUCACAAAGCUCCUCUACUUCCUCCUGUGCACAGUGGGGCUUGUCAUCUCCGUGCUGGUCAUUGCCUUUCAGUGCCACCACUUUGCCCUUUCUAAAGGCCUUACCUGCGAGGAAAUAGGAAAUGACUGCAUGUGUACCCUGGACCGUGAAGAUCCUAUUGCCCGUACUUUUAACUACAGUGGUGUGACAGACUGCAGUGCCAUCAGGAGCACACUACCAAUGUACAACCUUCUGCAGAUGGUCCUGAACCUGGCUCAGGCCAUUGUCUGCCUGGUGGGGGCCUUCAUGAUAUGGAAGCACCGCUACCAGGUGUUUUUUGCAGGGCUACAGACAGGAUCCCCUUCUGCCCAGCAGUGGCAGAAAGUUUAGGGCACUGAGACGUGAUCAUGUGGAGUGUGGGUGUGUUUGUGCAUUUAGGAAGGAAACUAUUUGCUGCAAUAUCUGCCCCAACGGCAAACGAUUGAGCAAUUGAUUGAGGCUGUGUUUGUAUUGCAAUACUACACAAUUGUGGAAAGUUUUAUGUGAUUUUUUUUCAAAGGUAUUUUUCUACAUUAGCUUUUUGAAAAUUUCCACUGAUCAAUGUAAACCAUCUUUAGCUUUGCCACUGCCAAGGAGGGUAUUUUUUAUCUCUGAAACUAGUACAUGACGCAAAACAAGACCUGUCGUUUCAAGAAAAUGAACAGCACUAUCAGUUGUUGUUUCUGCAAUGGAAACAGUAUUUUAAUUUAAUCGCCAGUCUUAAUUGUUUGCUUAGUCAAAGAAAAACACAUCAAUGUGUAAUCAUUUCAGCUAAAAUGGAAACAUUAUGCUGUUGAUGUGCAGUGAGCUUCAAGCUUCUUUUCAAUGAAAUUAUAUAUUUGUCAGACAAUUGCUGGGUUUAUUGCUUAUACAUCUUAAUCUUUAAAGCUGACAAUGGUGUGACUUUGCAACCCCCCCAAAUAAUUAAGCAUUUCUACUGCUUAUUAUAUCUUCUAAUACGUUUUUUACUUGUUUUUUUUCAUAGCCACAAGGAAAUGUUGUUGACUAUUGCCUUGCCAUGAGAUUACAAUGUAAUUACUAGUGUUAUGGGCUGGGGGGGGUUUAAAGGGGUUCUUGGACAAACAGCAGGUCACUGCCUCAAGCUACAUGAAACUGAAUAAUUCUCUUCCGUCUUUUUUUAUUUUACAAUGUAUGAUGAAUUUGCCAUAGAAGUCUAAAACUUAUUUUGAACUUGUAGUAGAGUAAAAAUUAAACAAGUAUUCAACUUGAAAACUAAUGCAUUACGCUCUGUGCUCAUCAAAAGUCAUGUCUCUUCAAAGACGUCCAUCAAUCUAGUGUUAGGAAGAGAUACAACAUGAUGCUUUGGCAUGGGAGGGAAAAAAACAGCCCUAAAUGAAUGCUUUAUAUGACUCUAAUUCUAAUUAAAGACAUUUACAUAACUCUCUCCUCAUCUUCAGAUCAAAUGUCCUUUAAAAUUGAUUAAGUGAUUUACAUGCUUUUUAGUUUCUGCCAUGAUGUCAAUGUGAAAUAAUCCUUCAUUGUAUCGUUUCCAAAAAUCAAUUCUGUGUAUCCUAUCUCAAACACAUUUGAUCAAAUAAUAUUCAUAUAAUAAUAUUACUAUAAAACUGCAACUACCAUAAAGGAAAACUUUCUCUUGUACUUUAUAAAUAAUCACUUUCCUAGCAGUGUAAAUCUCCUGAAACCUGUUAAGAACAAUGCAAAAAACAAACAAAAAAAAAAAAAAAAUUCAUUUGAAAGAAAUUAUGCCAUAUUGUUUAAAC